Pecten maximus is the source of this 6914-nucleotide messenger RNA. RefSeq lists its product as uncharacterized. The record is from RefSeq and is a predicted model, not a curated record. Lineage: Eukaryota; Metazoa; Mollusca; Bivalvia; Pectinida; Pectinidae. The coding region runs from base 222 to 4649 and encodes 1475 amino acids. The transcript is spliced from 36 exons.
UUAUUGUUGUGGUUAUAUCGUCCAGUACUGCUCAGCUGUUGGUAUAAUGAUCACCUAUUAUUCAGGUGAUUGGCCAACACAAUAGAAAUGAAUAUGUAGAUAUGAAAUGAAGCCGUCUGGGAGAAUGUUUAUCAGAAUUAAAGAAUGAUUUGGAGGAAGAGGAAGAAAAGAAGUAAGAAUAUUUUGUGCUGACGUAGGACGAUACAGAUUAAGCUGUCAUCAUGGCUGAUGGCAACUAUAAGUGUCAUGAUUGUCACAUGAAUUUUGAAUCUAUGCAACUUUUACAAAAACACAAGAAAAAGUUUUGUGUUGGUGGGAAUAUUGGUGAUCCAGACAACCUCCUGUUGAGAAAGGGACUGUGGUCAGCAGGUAGCCCAUCCCCACCUCCUCAUUCUCCUGAUGUGAAGAAAGCAGAGAAGAAGCCGUCCAUUUCCUCUUACUUAGUCACGGAACUGAAAAAUUAUAAGGAGAAUCGCAAUAAGAUAAGAGACCUUCGCCAUCUGGAGGAGAGGAUCCUUUUAGAUACUUUGGAGGACACAGACCGUAAACUAGGGCGAUCAACUCGUCACCCCAGUCGUGCCCGUUCACAUCUUCCUCUCUCACAUGACCAGGAAGUCCGACAUCUGCAAUUGGAGUAUGAAAAUUUGAAAGAAAAAAUAUCCACUGACCGUCGGCAGCGUCCAGUCAUGCAGCCUGCAGACACAAGACGGCGGCAGAAUUAUCAACCAGUUGUCCAGCAUACUGACCGCCGAUCACGUCAGGAUAAUCGGUCUGUCAUGUCUGAUGCUAGCAUGAGCAUUCAUCUUGAUGAUGAUAGAAGAAAGAAGAAGCCGAAGGAAUACCAGAGGUAUAACCCGAACCAGGAUUCCCAGCUCCGACAACUCGCAGAAAACCAUGGUCGCCAGAUGGAGUACCUCCAGAUCAAAAACAGGGACCUGGAAAAACAACGAGAAGAUAUCAGACGACGUCUAGAAGAGUUGGCUAACAAAGGGAGCAAGCCGCAACCGACUGACAAUACAUCACAACUGCUGUCAGAACUCCGGGCCCAGGAGGAACGCAACAAGAUUGCCCUGGACGAUCUACGAAGACAACUGUAUGACAUCCAUGGUCAACGUGUCAACUUUAUUGAGGUGGAGAAAUCUAUGCAGCCUCGGCCCCAGCCUCAGCCUCCCUCUGACCGCAAGUCCUAUGUGUACCCUGUGUACUAUGGCAACUCCCUGGUGGCUGAGAUCAGUGCAAUGAGACAGGCCUACCUCCAAAAUGGGGGCAAUGAUCCUGACGUACUUGCACAGAUGGCACAGAUGCAGGCUGAAGCCCAGAAUAUAGAGGAUGGCAUGAAACAGGCCCCAGAGAAAAAAGACAAGAAGGACCACCAUAGCCAGCUACAGAUGCUGGAGUUGGAAAACGAACGACUACACAAAGAGCUGUUGCUGCUACAGGAACAGAACUUCAUGAAUAGAAAGAAGUCGGACCGAGAAGAUGAACUUGAAGCACAGCUCCGUCGUCUUCAGGAAGAACAGCUGAGGAAGAUGAUGCAGCUUCAGAAUGAGAUAGAGCUGCUAAAACAACAGAAUCUGCUAAAACAGAAUGCCAGACUCCCUCCUCCAGCACCGAACAAUGCUGACAUGCCGUGGAUGAUGCAGCGUCCGUACGUGGAUGUAGAACCCAUGCAGCCAUACGACCAGUAUGCUGGUUUUGUGAUAUUCUACGAUUUUGUACUGAACCUUGAGCCGAGUGUGUCAGCAUGUCGACUCAUCGUUGGUCUACACAGUACUUCCCAGGCCAUGGGAGAACCUACUGUUCUACCAACUGUUUACUGUGAGCCAGCUACUAGAGCCACCUAUAUGCAGAAUGUAUCCAACGCUGUAAUUGGUGCUCGUCAGCCAGUACCCAAAUGUCCGCCCAGCUCAGACCUAGGUAUAGUGGUGGAGCUUCAGCUCUCUGGAGGACCAGCGUCCGACUAUGACCGACAUAGUCUCAUCACACGUGCAUGGGUCAAAAUUCCCAUAUUUGACAAUGAUCAGAGAUUAAUGGCUGGAAAGUUCCGUAUACCAUUCCGGAAUGUCCCUAUCAAACCGUUCUUCCAUGCUAGUCAGUUACAGAGCCUCCAAAAGUACGGAGAGUGUGAGUUAUAUUACCGCCUGGUCAAUAUGCGAGAUAUGGAGAUUCAAUCAAUGAAUCAGAUAUCUGCUACCAACCAAAACCAGUACCGGGCACCAAAUAUUCCUCCACCGCCCCCGAAUCAUAAACCAUUUACACCACAAAUUCUCCCUCCUCCCCCCUCCGCCUCUAUCCCUGGGUCAGCAGGAGAAGGCAAUCGUUACAGUUCUAGUAUUAAACACAGUACAGCUAUCAGCAGCCGCCAGGGACAGCGCUUACCUACUAUACGCAACGCCCCCCUCCAACCACAGGAUACAACAAUAGGAUUCCAGGUUGACCGCGUCAAGCACGCUGAACAGGGGGAGGGGAAAAUGAGAUUGACUGCUUAUUAUGCUUCUACUGGAAAGGUUGUACAAUCUUCUGCUGGGCCUGUUACAUGUAGUACUACUGCUGUCAGGUCUAACUUCAAACAUGGCUACCAUGUCUUCGGCCAACAAGAGGCCACUUUUAGUGACAUCGAGAUGCAAGGGGACAUGAUACUAAUGGCACGCUUCUACUUACGCAAACGACAACAAGACGACUCGGAUGAUUAUCUGAUACAGGACAAUGCCCAGGAGGCAACACUCUACGACAACGAAACUCUUGUAGCCUGGGGAGCUAUCCCCAUUGUUCUCUCCAGUGACCCACAAAUCACAUCUAGAUCUAGAAGAAACUUUAACCCAAAUACUAUGACAAUAAACUCAGGGACACAUACAAUUAAACUCUUCUAUCCUCCGGCGGCUGAGGCAGGUCAGAUACCAUUUGAGGAAAUCCCAACCAACCGGGACUGGAAACGCUAUGGGAGGAGUACUCUCAGAAUACACAUCUUCCAGGGUGAGCCACGCCCUGGCUCUCUAACCCCAAGUGAAAACUCUGAUGAUGGCGAGGAUGUCCUUCCUGAGUAUACCUGGCUGCCCCUGGAGAGGAAGGCACCACCUAAGGACCCUUUCCUCAAGGGUGAUGGAUUUGAUGUGUACAUAGAUGGGGGGAGAUACUUCCCGGACUCUGUUAGCUUUACCAAGGUGGCUGGUCGACUACUGGACAGGAAAUAUGAGGUACACGGCCGUGAUAUAAGUACCACAGUGAAACUGGACAGUGAUAUACACAGCCCAGUGUAUGAGGACAAGACAGAGUUUAGGGAGAGUAAUAUCCCUCCAUCAGCGACGCUUCUACUUAAGAUCUACACAGUAGACAACUUCUACAAGGGCCUGACUGUGGUGGGUUAUUCCACUCUCAACAUCUUCGUGGAGUCGGGGACAGAGAGACAGCCAGCCAUAGAUAAACCAGGACUACAGGUUUCUCUGAACGAGGGAGCUCACCAGUUACGUUUGUACAGUCAAGGGCCGAAUGGAGUCGAUCCCCUCACAGAACCCUGUCUGAGGGAUGCUGGGAUUAGAGUUGUCCCUUGUGCAUCCUUACUGGUCAGGAUCACCAGGGUGCCCAAGGGACCCAGUGGCCAUGCUCUAGAGGCCACCAAGGUACCACAGGCAGAUUGGCUGCGACUGGGUCUAUGGCAGCCCCGCCCCAAGUACACGGACCGUAUCUACUACUCAAGCAAGUGCAUGCCCUCUAAGGGUGAAAGCAAAUUGUUCCACUCCAUGAUGCGGCGGCCUCCCAUGUCUAAUAGGGACGCAGUAGCAAGGAUGGCCCAAGCCAAGGAGAGCUUUUUCAGGAGUGACAAAAAUAUUGAAGAGUUCAUAAGGAACAAGCUUACCAAGUCAGUAGACCAGAAACCACUCGAUCAGGACCUAAACUUUAUUGCCACAUACAGUCCCAGACAAGGCUUGAAGAUAGCUAUGGACAGUGCUGCCAAUCUUCCCUGGUCCAACUUCACCCACGCCCAUGUGUGUCUAAACCCACCAGGAGCAUUCUACUUGGGAGCACCUCAUGCUACAUAUGACAAACUCACCUUCACCGAGAUGCUUGAUCUCAACAGUACAAACUCCUCGCCCGCCUGGAAAGAUGGCUUCAAGCACUUUCCCGGUCGGUCCUUCCAUCGGUACCUGGUCUAUAUAAUCCACCUACAGGAGGUGUCGGUCACUGUUGCCAGGGAAAACUAUAAAUACGGACUUAUAGAACAGGCAUGGACAGCUGUACAGGUGUUUACAGACAGGUAUGCCUACACCAGCAUCUUCCAGCUUCCUCUUUACCAGGGCUCACCCACACCUCAGAUGCUCAAACAGCUCGCGCGGGAACCCUGCCAGGAGUGGAUGGAGCGCAACCUCCGAAGCAGAGCUAUACACCUGGUGGACGGAGCAUCUGUGUUCGUCCGUCUCUCCGAUGCCAGAAGAGAAGAUGAAUUACCAGGUGACAUUGCAGGCAACAAACUUGUUGAAGUAAAUACAGACUAUAUCCCCUCGGGAUUGGAAGAGGCAUACAACAAGGAGAAACCAGGAAAGGUCCUUGGUUCUCUUGUCCCGUCUGGCAAGACUCCUGAAGCUUUUGUUGAUGGACUAGCUUUAAAGUUCAAAAAUUUGGUGUACAAGCUGUAUGAAGAUAAUGGUCCAUGAUCUGUCUCUUAAAAGCUGGAAGAGAAUUAUUCAUGGCAUGAUAUGUCCCUAUUACAAGUGUUCUCAACAUGGAGAUACCCCGUAUUUGACAUUGAACUAUGAUUUGUGAUUCCAUUGUACAAGAGUUCUGUACCUCGAGAUGUCCGACAAUGAACUGUGAUCUGUGAUUCCAUUCUACAAGAGUUGUGUACCUAGAGAUAUCCGACAAUGAACUAUGAUCUGUGGUUCCAUUCUACAAGAGUUCUGUAGCUCGAGAUAUCCAACAAUGAACUAUGAUCUGUGGUUCCAUUCUACUAGACCUCUGUAGCUCGAGAUGUCCGACAAUGAACUAUGAUCUGUGAUUCCAUUCUACAAGAGUUCUGUAGCUCGAGAUAUCCGACAAUGAACUAUGAUCUGUGGUUCCAUUCUACUAGACCUCUGUAGCUCGAGAUGUCCGACAAUGAACUAUGAUCUGUGGUUUCAUUCUACAAGAGUUCUGUACCUCGAGAUAUCCGACAAUCAUCUGAUUGGUGUGUCCCUUUUUCAAGAGUUCUGUACCUUGAGAUGUCCGACAAUGAACUAUGAUCUGUGGUUCGAUUCUACUAGAGUUCUGUACCUUGAGAUAUCGGACUAUGACCUGUGAUUCCAUUGUACAAUAAUGUCCGUAUUAAUCAAUAUCCGUCCUUGUCGUUCAGAUUAUAUCUAUAGAAAUAUAAAUUGUGGUGAAUAGGUUCAGCUGAAUCAUACGCUAAUGUCUGGGUUAUUUUCUUCCCAGUCUACAACUGCAAGUUCUAUGUUAUGGCAGAACAUGAAUAAAACCUGUGUAUAGUGUCCACAAUUGUCACAUAAAUGUAGGAUUUGAUACUUUAUAUAGGCUCUCCAUAGUGGUUACUAUAGACAGGUUUUAUUCAUUACCUAAAUAAUGUUUUCCUAAUUGUUGUCAAAAUAGAUCUUCCAAAUCGGCUGUAUAUUCUGUAACAUAUCCUGUUCAGUGAUGGUGCCAUAGAGUUCAUGUCUUGUUUUCUGAAACUUGUCCUAAUAUAGGUGUACUAUAGAGUUACAAGUACAAAAUAUUACAGGAUAUUGACUGGUUUUCCAAUGUGUGUGCAUGUAUCAAUAUUAAAGCCUAGCAGACUUUAAAAUGCCUGAAUAUGUAGGACCAUUGUAAUAGGUCAGAUAUCUGUGGGUAUAUAGUGUUAUGUGAUGGAUACCAAGUCGAUAUGUUUUUAUUGACAUGACUGCCAAGAGUCCAGCUAUAUUAGGUUUCAAAAGUAAACACACAUGUAAUCAAAACUUUAAAUGUCUUUUAUCAAAUGCUGAUAAUUUUUUUGUAUAUUAGUGAUGACUUUGACGAAGAUUAUACAACCUUUCCAACUAUUUUAUAAUUAUGUAUUUAAUUGAUGUUUUUCAUCGAUAUUAACAUUCCCCAUAACUCAUCUAAAUAUAUAUGAUCACAUGUGUACAUGUACUUGCUAGAAGCAAUGUUAUUUCAUGCCUGUCACCUUGUGUAUUUAGAAUUUUAAGUACAAAUCCGUCCAUAAUAUUGUUUCAUUAAUGUAAGUGUGUUCUGAAUGGAGGAGGCAUUUACCAUUAUAUACUGGUAAGAAGUUCUGAUUGACAACUCAUGAUUUUUGAUAAAAAUACUGAGGAGGUAGUAUAGUUUGUAUCUAACUGGGACUUUUAAAGUUUUGUGAUGAAAAGAUAGCCAGCAUCAAUUUGGUUUACUAUUGAUGCAAGCUUUACACAAAGCUUUGAAAUCCAGUUCUGUUUGUUGAUUUCAAAGUUGUUUAGGUAGUUAUCCUUUAUAAUCUUGAUAUUAAUACAAUGUUGCAAUACCAUAUACAGUGUACCUGGUUUUCAAUAUUCUGCCAUCAUGAUAAAUACUUAUUACCAUACUCAAUAUUUGAUUAGUUAAUAACGCCAUUGCCAUGACAAAUACUACAAGAGCUCCACAUUUAUUUAUUUGUAAUAUUAAUCUAUUCACUACUCUUUUAUCCAGAGAAAUUUAACAUCAUAUUUAUCAAUCAACAUUUUAAUGUAUUAGGUUUUAUGAAUUAGAUUUGUAACACUUCAGACAUUUUAUCAUGUUACAAGCACCAUUGUUAUUUACUGUUUGUUGGUUAUAAUAUAUUUUUGUCAUUAUAGAUAUUUUUCCAGGAGACCCGGUACAUUUUUCUGUGUAAGGUAUGAAGAUAUAUUAUUUAUACAAUUAUUAUUAUCAUUCACUAUCCGAUCUAAACUUAGUAAAUUACUGAGUAAAACAAUAAAAGAUACUUCAAAAAGAAA